AAUGGAAACUAUGGGAAAUUGAGGAGAUGGUGGUUCAGGAUUCGUUCUCGUAGUUCUGUUCCUAAUAAUUAUUGAUUUUGUAAGUGAAUGCUGGAGUAUGGCUACAGAUAAAAUUCUCUGAGCUCACGAAGCUUCUAUUACUUAAAAACAGAGUGGACAGCUAUGUGUGGAGCCGAAAGAGAUGGGGGAGAUUUUGAACAAUUUCUUUUCUUCAGUAUUCACUAAGGAGAAGGAUAUUGAAUUGUGUAAGUUCAUUUAGAGAUAGAUCAAAACGACAAGAUGUUCACUUGCGAUAUUUGUGGGCAAAGUGGCCUAUCAGAACCAGACAUGAGGACGCACAUGUUCUUUGCCCAUGAAGAAAAUGAGAAUAGUUGUCCAAUCUGUGAUUUAUCUGGAAUCAGUUAUGACGAACUAACGCUCCACAUGGAGACCUGUCAUGGUGAGGUGAAACCUGAUGAUGAAAUGACAACCUCUUCCAUUGAUCAAGGAAAGGAUCCUGAUUCUUCACUUCGAGUCACUGGAUGUAGUGAAUCUCCAGAACAAGAAGUGUUUGAAGUGAAAGGGAAGGCAGGGCCAGAACCAGAAGCGCUUCAUGUGGCUUGUUCUGCAUCAGUUUCUAACAGUGAGAGACUAUUUAAACAGAACAAUAGGAAGAGAGAAUCUAGAAGGUUAACACCAUCAGAAAAUAUCAACGGGGCAUUUGCAGGAACAAUUUGGAUUCAGCCUGAACAAAAGCUGCCUGAUAAGAAAUGUGAAGAAUCGAAAGGCUAUGAACUUUGUGGCAAAUCUGAUGACUCUGUAACCUUUGGUUCCCCUGAAUGUCCUUUCUGUGGCCUAGUUGGAAGCUCGGGAAGAGACCUAAAUGACCAUGUUAAGAUCAAACAUGCAGCCAUGUUGGAAACACCUCAGAAAGGUUCUGCAAAGCAGAGGCUAUAUUCGUGUCCCAUGUGCAAACUGGUAUUUGAAAAUUGGCAGAUACUGCAGGAACAUGUGGAGUUACACUUAAGCGAGAGCAGAGCUGAAGAAUGUGCAUUGGCCGAUCGUCAGUUUGCUCAGCGACUACAGGAAGAGGAGAAUCAGCGAAGCAGGUUAUUUGAAACAAAAAGAGAGCAAGAGGAAUUUCAAAAGCUUCAGAAGCAGUAUGGAUUGGAUAAUCGUGGAGGGUACAAACAACAGACACUGGAAAAUAUGGAUAGGGCUGUUUGCCGGGGUGAAAUGAAACCUGCGGACUACCAUCGCCGGAGAGCAGAAGUAAUGGAAGCACUAGCAUUGGGGGAAGAUGAUGGCAGAACUAAGACGUGGGGUCUAAUGAGGGUGCUAAAUGAGUUUUAUCAGCAAAGUGGCACAGAUAUAAAGCACGUGUAUCUGAGUGCUGAAACAGAUCAUUACCAUUCGUCGACAGGAGACAAAGGAUGGGGAUGUGGAUAUCGAAACUUUCAAAUGGUUCUCUCCUCACUUAUCAAACUGGAACACUAUAAGAGCCAUUUACAUGACCAUGCGAUUCCUAUUAUUCCGAAAAUCCAGGCCAUGAUAGAAGGAGCUUGGAAGGAUGGCUUUGAUCCUCAAGGUGCCGCGUCAUUUGGAAACAAACUGCAGGGCACUCGAGCUUGGAUUGGGGCAACGGAAAUCUAUACCUUGUUAACCUUCCUAGGAAUAAAGUGCCAAAUUACUGACUUUCACCAGCCCACUGGCCCAUCAGGUACCCAUCCUCGUUUAUUUGAGAGGAUAUGGCAGUACUAUUCUUCAGGCAGGGAUGGAGCAUUACGAUUGCAACCCAAGGUCAUAUGGACAAACAAACCACCAAUCUAUCUUCAGCAUCAAGGUCACAGUCGGACUAUUGUAGGCAUUGAAGAAAGGAACAAUGGAACACUUUGCCUGUUGAUUUUUGAUCCCGGUAACCAAGAAAUCCAGAAACUUCUGCGCACCAAUAUGACUGGAACAAGUAUUAAAAUGAUUCGUAGAUUCAUCGGGAGUCUGAAGUACAAACAAUAUCAAAUUGUGACAAUAAGUGGUACUCUGUCAGUGGAAGAGAAAAACGCCCGUAAGCAUGGAUCGUCAGUGUUAACAGCAGAAAAGGUGCCAUAGUGCAAUUCUCGGACCUAGAAUUCAGCAAGUCGUCUAUUUUUCAGGUUCCUUACAUUUCCUUUUACUUGAGUCAUAUGUAAACCUUAGUUCACAAAUUCCUCCUUUUAUUUUUGAUUUGUAAACAUGAUCAAUUUAAUUGGAGGUAAUAUAUUUUUAUGCAUUUCUUGUAAGAUUGGCAAUGUUGCCCAUGAAGCAUAAAAUGGGAUGUAGCUCGUCUGAUACUAAUAUUCCACAUGCUGAUGAACAUUUGUAAUUAAUAAUUUCACAAGUGCCGUUCAAUAUUCUACUAAUGAAGGAUUUUGGUUGUGGUUCUGCCUUGUUUUCAGUUGGAAAUAUAGGUUUUUUUUUAGAGUUUCCUUGUGUAGAUAGAAUUACGUAAUAGAAAAUGUGUCGUGAACUUCUAAGAGUAAAAAGACUAAUCUAUCUAUUUUCCAGAUUACUCCGGUGGAUGCUUCGUUACUCUUUUCUACUAUGUAAAUUAUUGCUAAUAAACAUUUUUU
Messenger RNA from Hypanus sabinus (Atlantic stingray), 2585 nucleotides. RefSeq names its product zinc finger containing ubiquitin peptidase 1 (gene zup1). The transcript has 11 exons. Bases 280 to 2085 code for a protein of 601 amino acids. The record is from RefSeq and is a predicted model, not a curated record. Lineage: Eukaryota; Metazoa; Chordata; Chondrichthyes; Myliobatiformes; Dasyatidae.